Messenger RNA from Macrosiphum euphorbiae (potato aphid), 225 nucleotides. The record is from the annotation of a GenBank genome assembly. NCBI's taxonomy places the organism in Eukaryota, Metazoa, Arthropoda, Insecta, Hemiptera, Aphididae.
AUGAAUGAGACUGAAAUACUGAAGAAAGAUGGGGGUAUACCAACCACCCUGAGAACAACCAAAGAACAGUGGGAUCAGUCAAAUUCAUGGCCCUUACUUCAGUACAUAGCAGUUAUGCUUUUGGAAAACACAGGACACAAAGAUGCUAAAAUACUGGUGUCUGAAAUAGCUUCUAAAAUAUGUUUUGACAGAACCGAGUUCAUAAAGCCAGUCAAAAAGGAUUAA